Molecule: messenger RNA, 6370 nt
Organism: Echinops telfairi (small Madagascar hedgehog)
Lineage: Eukaryota; Metazoa; Chordata; Mammalia; Afrosoricida; Tenrecidae
Product: laminin subunit beta-2-like
Exons: 34
Coding region: 1-5391 (1796 amino acids)
Source: RefSeq, a predicted model, not a curated record
AUGUGCGUGACGGGAUCAUUCCAGGCCCCCAGGACCAUUACCCAGGAGACACCAGACAUCCAGCCCCCACUUAGCUGCUCAAGCAGCAGCUGCUACCCGCCCACUGGUAACCUGGUCAUUGGCCGCCGCCUCCAGGCCUCCUCUACUUGUGGCCUCCGUGGUCCUGAGCCCUACUGUGUGGUCAGCCACCUGCAGGACUCUGAGAAUUGCUUCUUCUGUGACUCCUGGGCCCAGCAGGGCCACGGCAUUGAGAAUGUGGUCUCCAGGACCGGCCAGGACGGCUCAAAGAACUGGUGGCAGGCGGAGAGUGGUGUUGAGAAUGUCUCCAUCCAGCUGGACCUCGAGGGAGCGUUCUCCUUCACCCACCUCAUCUUGACCUUCAAGACAUUCCGCCCAGCGGCUCUGCUCCUAGAGUGCUCCACGGACCACGGCCGCUCCUGGCGCGUGUAUCGGUACUUUGCCCACAACUGCUCAGACCUCUUCCCUGGGAUCCCUCCUGCCCCUGGCCACAGGGUCAGUGACCUCGUCUGUGACCAGCGCUACUCAGACAUCGAGCCUUCCACUGAAGGCAAGGUCAUUUUCAAAGUUCUGGACCCAGCCAUUCCAGUGGAGGACCCAAAUAGUCCUGAGGUUCAGGAACUGCUACGUGUGACCAAUCUCCGGGUAAACUUCUCCAAACUUCACACACUGGGGGAUAGGCCCUUGGGCGGCCUCAAGGGACACCCUUUCUAUUACUAUGCCAUCUACGAGCUUGUGGCCCAGGGCAGCUGCUUGUGCCACGGCCAUGCCUCUGAGUGCAGGCCUGCACCAGGGGCCCCAGCCAGCGUGGAAGGCAUGGUACAUGGCCUCUGCCUGUGCCGCCACCACACGGCCGGUGCCAACUGUGAGCGCUGUCAGGACCUGCACCAGGACCAGCCGUGGCGUGCUGCCGAGCCCGGGCAGCCCCAUGCUUGCCAGGAAUGCAAGUGCCAUGGCCACGCCCACAGCUGCCACUUUGACAUGGCUGUGUACCUGGCUUCCGGCAACGUGAGCGGAGGCGUGUGCAACGCGUGCCGGCACAACACGGCCGGGCGCCACUGUCAGCUCUGCCUGCCCUUCUUCCACCGCGAUUCCCAGGAGGACCCCCGCUCUCCUCGCUCCUGCAGACCUUGCGACUGUGACCCCGUGGGCACUCUGGAAGGAGGCUUGUGUGAUACCCACACAGACGAGACCCGAGGCCUUCUCUCCGGGCAGUGUCGCUGCAAAGGCGGUGUCUGGGGCCGGCGCUGUGACUCCUGUAGGCCUGGUCACUAUGGCCUGAGCCCCACUCAGCCAGAGGGCUGCCAGCCCUGCAGGUGUGACCCCCGGGGCCGUGUUCCCGGAGCCCAAGCCUGUGAUCGCUCCAGCGGUGCCUGCCACUGCAAACGCUUUGUCUCCGGACGGGACUGCAGUCGCUGUCUGCCCGAGUUCUGGGGACUGAGCAGUGACCCUCCAGGCUGCCGGCCCUGUGACUGUGACUUUGGGGGUGCCUACAGCAACAGGUGUUCUGCAAGGGAGGGCCUCUGCCAGUGCCGCCCGCACCUCCGAGGCCGCCGCUGCCGUGAACUCCAGUCCGGACACUUCUGUGCUGCCCUGGACCAGGCCCUGACAGAGGCCGAAUUUGGCGAGCACCUUCAGCCCACUGACCCUCGGCUGCCUGGAGCCCCCUGGCCCACUCCUCCCCACUGCCCACAAGCCCCAGGCCCCUCUGCUGGCCGGCUCCAGCUCCGGCUUCGAAGACAGCGUUACCCUCAGUGUGCCCUCCACCCUGCCUGGCAAGCCCGUCGCAGCCGACAGCGGCCCAAGGUGGCCAACCCUGCAUGGCGGAACAGCUUGAAAUUUGCACGUGUGGUUGAUGGAGCUGGCCUCUCCCUACUGGCACCUGCAGUGCCCCGAGCCCUGGAGUAUGACAUUAUCCUACGCUAUGAGACCCAAGCACCUGGAGACUGGCAGGCACUGGUCAGUGUCCGUGUCGAGUCCUUGCCCAGUAGCACCCGCUGCGGCCGUGCACUACCCUCAGAGCAACUGACCCAGGCCGCCCUGCCCCAUGCACACAGGGCUGUGGCUCUCUCCCGGCCUUUCUGCUUUGAACCUGGAACGCGCUAUUCCUUGACACUGCGGCUAUGGCGGACCAAGAGUGUAUGGGGACCAGAAGGGGGUGCCAUCCUUCUGGAUUCUCUUGUUCUCCUGCCUCGGGUGGAGGAGUUGCCAGGGCUGCGGUCAGUGGACCCAGGGGCCGCCCAGCGCCUGCAGGAGCUUCACCAGGGAGGCUGCUUGGAGGCAGCAAGGGCGGGUCCCUCCAGCACCAUGCCAGGGGCCUGUGCCCACCUGGUCUGCAGCAUCUCGGCCCUGCUCCACGGGGGUGGCCUCGCGUGUGAGUGCCACCCUCAGGGCUCAUUGAGCACCGAGUGCGCCCUGGUGGGUGGGCAGUGCCCCUGCCGUCCCCAUGUCAUUGGUCGUACCUGUAACCGCUGUGAACCUGGGACGUAUGGCUUCGGACCUACUGGCUGUCGUGACUGCCACUGCCACGCCGAAGGUGCCACCAGUGCCACCUGCAACCCUCUGAGUGGGCAGUGCACAUGCCGGGCAGGCCUUGCUGGUCGCCGCUGUGACCACUGCCACCCUGGCUGGUGGGGGUUCCCGCGGUGCCAGCCCUGUGCCUGCAAUGGGCAUGCUGAGCUGUGCCACCCACUGACGGGUGUCUGCCAGGCCUGCCAGGGAGCUACCACGGGCCGGCACUGUGAGCGGUGCCUGGACGGCUACUAUGGAGACCCUAUCCUGGGCUCAGGCCAGCAGUGCCGGCCCUGCCCCUGCCCUGGGUAUCCUGCCUCUGGCCUCUAUUACGGUAGCUCUUGCCACAUGGACAGCGUGAGCGGGCGUGUCCUGUGCCUCUGUGCGCCUGGCUAUGCAGGUCCCCGCUGCGACCGAUGCUCCCCUGGCUACUUUGGGCGCCCUUGGCCAGAAGGGGACCCCAGAAGGAGUCCGUGCCGGCCCUGCCAGUGUAACAACAACAUUGACCCCCGUGACCCUGCUGCCUGUGACCCCCACAGUGGGCACUGCCAGCGCUGUCUGCACCACAGCCAUGGCCCUGGCUGUGCCCACUGCAGGCCUGGCUUCUAUGGCAGUGCCCUGCGCCCGAGGGGCUGCCAGCGCUGCAGCUGCGACUCCCGGGGCACUGUCCCCACACAGUGCCCAGCUGGGGCUGAAGCUUGCUUCUGCAACCAGGCCAGUGGGCAGUGCCUCUGCCGCCCCCACACCUUGGGGCGGGACUGCAACCGCUGCGCCCCCCUUUUCUGGAACCUGGGUGGCUCCCAGGGCUGUGAGCCCUGUGGCUGCCAUCCCCAGCAUGCUCUGCAGCCGCUGUGUCACCCAGUCACAGGCCAGUGCCCCUGCCGGGCAGGAUUUGGGGGCCGUACAUGCUCUCAGUGUGAGGAAGGAUAUUGGGGUGACCCGGAGAAGGAGUGCAGAGCCUGUGCCUGUGACCCUCGGGGCUCUGUCUCACCCAGAUGUGACCCGCACAUGGGCGCCUGCCUCUGUAGAGAUGGCAUCUCAGGGCUGAGGUGCCAGGUGUGUGCCCGUGGCUCCAGGGGAGGCUUCCCACGUUGCACACCCUGCCCUGCCUGCUUCACCCCCUGGGACCGGUGCCUGGCUCGGCUCCGGCAGCAAGUGGAAGCCAUGGCCCAGGAGGUGGCGGCCCUGCGCCAGGGGCUGCCUGCCGGGAGACUCGGGGCCCGUGGGGUACCCCUGCAAGCCCUGGAGAUGGCACUACAGCAGACACAGGCACUUGUGGAGACCCCCUCAUCCUCUGUGGGGACCAUGCAGAAACUCACCAAGUGGACAGCUGGACUCAGGAGGGAUGUGACUACAUUGACCCACACACUGAAUGCCACGGAACAGGCCGUGGCUGACAGCAGACUACGGGUCAGGGGACAGCGUGAACGCCUGGAAGCAUUAUCCUGGAAGCUAGAUUGUGUCAAAAGCUUGUCAAGGGCCAUAGGGGCCCUAGAAACCCAAGAUGCUGGUGCUCAGGCCUCUUCCGCGGCCCUGCUUUCUCAGAAGGCCAUGCUCAGAGCCCAGGCUGUGGCCGCAUUUGGAGAGCCAGACAAUAUCCUGGGGCAGGCCCAGCAGACCCGGCGGUGGACGGAGCAGCUGCUUGGGGGGACAGGCCAGCCCACAAGGGGAACUCUGUGGGGGCUGAAGCUGAAGGGGCUGGUCAGCCAAGUCCAGAUGCUGCAGCUGCAGCUGCUGGGGCUCUCUGUCAGAGCUGGAGUGGAAUGCAGGGGUCGAGGACCUGGGCUAGCCUGUGUUCCUGCAGCCUGUGGGUUUCCUCCCUGCCCUGGGACCCUGCCCACUGCCCAGUGGGCUCUGGUUGUUUCCCGUAACUCCUCCCACAGCCUGGACACAUCAGUCACCACCUUGGAGCAGCAGCAGCAAGUGCUUCAGCAAAUCCAGGCUACAGCAAGCUCCUUGGAGACGCGGGCCUGGGACACAUGGCGUCGUGCACGGGGGCCCUGGGGUGUGAGUGCCGUGGCUCGUGUGCAAGCAGCCGUGCAGACCAUCCAGCGCUUCCUCAUGGAUGAAGAUGCAGAUGUGACGAGUGUACAUCUGGUGGCAUGGCGAGUGCUGGCAGUGCCCCUCCCUCAAGGCGGGGCAGCAGGCAUUGGCCUCCUGCUGGAUCAGAUCCAGGGUUACCACCCUUCACCAGGAGCCGUGGGUCAGGAGUUGCCCCAAGCCAAAGGCAUCCUCCAUCAGGCACAGCAGACCAGAAAAGGCACAGCCAAGGUACACAAUCAAGUGAUGGAUAUUCAGGGCGCACUGACUGAGGUGGGGAGUCACACAAGAGCUGUGGAACAAGGGCUUCGGGCAGCAAAGUGGGCUCUUGGAGGCCUGGAGGCCAGUGUGCAGGAGGCAGCAGUGCACCUAAACCAGGUGGCGCUGAGAACAGAGGUGGCCCCUGUCUUGGGACACCUGUCCAGUGCAGCCAAGGCCCUCAAGAUGCGAUGGGCCCUGAAUCAGCAGCAGGCCCAGGAGGCAGACAACCAGGCAGCCCGGGCCAUGGAUGUGGCUGGGGACCUGGGCAAGGAGUUGCAGGUGGCCUGGUUAGGUGUGGCAGAGUUGCAGGAGGGCACCUAUGAUCUGGUGGCCAUGAUGAAGGAAGCAGGGGAGCGGGUGCAGCGGGCACAGGCUGAGGCCCAGGAGCUGCUGAAGCAGGCAUGGAGCACCUGGAACCGUCUGGAAGGCUUGGAGCAUCGCCUGGCGCAGAACGAACAGGCCCUGGGCAAGAAGGCGGCCACUUUGCGGGCCCUGGAGCAGCGAGCUGCUGAACUGCUUGAAUACAUGCGACGGAGCGCCAACACCUAUGCCACCUGCUGAUGACCAUUGCUGGAUGCUAGCCAAGGGACCCUGAGAUCACGGGGGUGAUCAAAGUCCCACCAGAUGAACUCAGGAGCACCCCCACCCCCACCCCAUCUGGAAAGACUAGUGACCUCCUCUGACCUUGAGAAACCAGAAAAGCAUGUAACUAGAGUAAACCAAUGAGGCCCUCCACAGCAGCUGCAGUUCAGGGCAGACCCUUAUCACUGAGCUAUUCUAUAAAACCUUAGUCUCCUCUAGCUUUCCUGUUAACUACACCAUCCCCAGAGUGGCCCGGCAUUCUGAUUUCCUAUGGGAAAGUAACCCUGAAAGGUCAGCGGAUGGACAUCCCUUCUCCUGGCACCUCCUGUGAAGGCCAGAUGAUUCUGAAAACCUCCGUUUUCUCCCAUGGUCCUCAGUUCCGGAUGUUCCCUGCCCAACCAGACCACUCCGUGGUCCCCAGGUCCCAGGGGCCUGGGUGUGGCACGGGCCUGCCAGCAGCGCGCAUUCCAAACCCAGGGUCUGGCGCUCCCGGCGAGCUGGAAGGUCCGGAGCGGAUCACGAGGUCAGGAUUCGCUCGCAGUGACUGGUCCAGUUGUAUACCUGGAAACCGAGGCAGUGCCGCUCUUGCGGGAAUGGCUGUGGGGCUGGAGAAACAGCACUGCCACUCUCGCCCCCACAGCAGUCGAGACCAUGCCUUGGGCAGGGCUUUCCUACCCCCUCUCCGCACAUCCCCGAAUAAAGGAGCACCGCAGUGUCCUAACCGAGUUCUCCGGCCUCCGCACCGAUGCUGAUGCGCUGGAAGUUGAUGGUGACUUCCACGGCCCCCACCACGCUGGGGCCAAAGGCUACGCUCCUUGUCCGGAUGUUUUUGUCUUUGAAGAUCAGACUUUUCACUGCAAGGCCCCUCUGUUGUGGCCUAAAGACCCCAAACCCCUUAACUCCCUCCAGGCCCUGCCCAAAUCGGGGUAUGAAAGCACAAUAAAGCCUUUUCAAGUGA